UGGUGACAAUGGAAAGGUCAAAGGAAAUGGCUAAGCUAAGCUGACUGUGAGCUUAAAAUGGAAGUGAAGAAACUGGACGAAACAAGUCCAUGAUGGUGUCAACUUUAAGGGCCUUUGCCCCUACUUUCAAUCGCUACCCGUCUCGCGCCUUUUCAAUCAAAACCCAGAUGGGUUCCAUCACCAGAAACCCCGACGCCCACUCCUCCACCUCUAAACCAACAGAAACUCCGAUCACCUUGCGGGAGUGGCAGGGUUGGGGCUCCACCUCUCCCGUUCCCACCAUGGUUACGGAAAUUAUAGACGAAUUGAAGGUCUUGGAGAAAAAUGUUGAUGCCCAAAUGAGUUUUGGUGGUAAUGGCGGCAAACUUCAGGGAUAUUUCAAAACUCAGGAGGACAAAAAACACCGAGCUACAUAUAAGGCUCUAGGUAGUUCUGAGCAGAAACUGCAAUUCUUUUCUGCUCGACAAAUUGCAUGUCGUUUACUUGGGAGCCGGGAUUAUCUUUGUCAAAAGUGCUGGCUGCCUGUUGAGGAUUGUAUGUGUUCAAGAGUCAAGCAUUAUUCUCUAUGGGAUGGAGCACGGUUUUGGCUAUAUAUGCAUCCAAAGGAUUUUCUGCGGCAGAACAACACAGGGAAGUUGCUAUUGCAAGUAUUUGGUGUAGAAGCCACAACUUUGUCCCUCUACGGUAUCGCUGAACAUGAAGAAAUUAUGUGGAAUGCAUUCAAGUUGGCAGGUAAAAGCAAAGUUUGUUGCCUUUAUCCCAACAAGAAUGCAACUUCUAAAGGUAUUCAGGAGGCCUUUGGCUCUGAACUCUCAACUAAGCAAGAAAACACACAGCAACUGACUGAUGGAGAUGGAAUUCUGAAUUUUAUUUUGAUUGACGGUACUUGGAGCAACUCUGCUGCAAUGUUCAACCGACUUAAGGAGCAAGCUAUACUGGUUUGGGGGGAGGACAUUCCAUGCAUAUCAUUGUCUACGGGGUCCUCUGCAAUGCAUAAACUCAGGCCUCAACCAUCAUGGGACCGUACCUGCACUGCUGCAGCGGCAGCUAGCCUACUCUCUGAGCUUCAAAUUGUUCCAAAGUUCAGCUCUGUUGAUUUCGGAAAACAGGGUGAAGCACUGGAAGAUGCUCUGGAAGUAUUGUUAGAAGCUCUCACUGCUCGACGUAUUCGGAUGGGGCGGUCCAUCACCCGUAAAGUAAGACAUGCAAGCAGUUUUUGCUAAUCGAAAACGAUGUUACUUGAAACACUUGAGGUGCAUGAAAUUCUUUUAUACUUUUAUAGGUAGAUCUAUCCUAACAUGAUUGCCUUACGAAGCGGCUUGAUUUAAAUCUUUUCAUUACACUUUUAGGAUAUCAAAACAUUAACCUUGUAAUUUAUCAUUUGAUCAUGCAUUAAUUUACAUUUGAAAUUUGAAGAUAGUUGUCU
This is a messenger RNA of Cucumis melo (muskmelon), 1426 nucleotides long. RefSeq lists its product as uncharacterized. Lineage: Eukaryota; Viridiplantae; Streptophyta; Magnoliopsida; Cucurbitales; Cucurbitaceae. The transcript has 8 exons. The record is from RefSeq and is a predicted model, not a curated record. The coding region runs from base 90 to 1223 and encodes 377 amino acids.